AUGCGGAGGUACGGAGUACGGAAACGCCUUUACCGCUACCGGGGGUUGCAGAGACACUUCUUUGUGCUGCGGACACUAGUGAUGGCAAAGGGCAACCAACUUGUUGGCGGUCCCUAUUCAGCUGCCCUGGGGCCAUGGCAGCCAUCUGGCCCUGAGGAGAGCCAUGGCAACAAGGCGCGCGAGGAGGUGCGCCAGCUGCGGCACAAGCUGGAGGCGCUCACCAAGGAGCUGACGGGCCUCAAGCGGGAGCGCCAGGAGGUGCUCAACGAGAACGAGCAGCUGGGCAAGGAGGUGGCGCGCCUCAAGGGCCACGAGAAGGAGGUGGACAACCGGGUGGCCUCCGAGAAGGAGAGCGAGGCUGCCCCCGAGCAGGAGCCCGUGCGCGAUGUGGGCUCCGACAAGAUGGCCAAAAGCAAGGAGUUUGAGCUGAUGGAAAACAUCCUGAAGAGCAAACAGGACGGGUCGGAGUGCUGGGAGCAGCGGAGCGCCGUGAGCGUGCGGACCUCCUUCACCCGGCCGGAGAGGAGCCGCCUGCUCUGGGAGGACGUGAGCACCGUUGAGGAGGACGCCACCAAAGUGACCGCCCUGAAGCUGAGGCUGGACGAGUCCCAGAAAGUGCUGCUCAAGGAGCGGGAGGACAAGCUGGCGCUCAGCAAGAGCAUUGAGAAGCUGGAGGGUGAGCUCAGCCAAUGGAAAAUCAAGUAUGAGGAGCUGAACAAGAACAAGCAGGAGGUGAUGAAGCAGCUGAACAUCCUGAAGGAGAUCCACCAGGACGAGCUGGGACGCAUCUCAGAGGACCUCGAGGACGAGCUGGGCGCUCGCUCCAGCAUGGACAAGAAGCUGGCGGAGCUGCGCACAGAGAUGGAGCGGCUGCAGGCGGAGAAUGCAGCCGAGUGGGGCAAGCGGGAGCGCCUGGAGACGGAGAAGCUCAACCUGGAGCGGGAGAACAAGAAGCUGCGGGCACAGAUCGAGGACCUGGAGGAGGUGCUGGCCCGGAAGCGGCGCCAGACGGCCAGUGCCCUGGACACCGACCUCAAAACCAUCCAGGCUGAGCUCUUCGAGAAGAACAAGGAGCUGGCUGACCUGAAGCACGUGCACACGAAGCUGAAGAAGCAGUACCAGGAGAAGAUGGCCGAGCUGGCCCACGCCAACCGCCGCGUGGAGCAGCACGAGGGCGAGGUGAAGAAGCUGCGCUUGAGGGUGGAGGAGCUGAAGAAGGAGCUGGCCCAGGCCGAGGAUGAGCUGGACGAGGCCCACAACCAGACGCGGAAGCUGCAGCGGUCACUGGACGAGCAGACGGAGCAGAGCGAGAACUUCCAGGUUCAGCUGGAGCACCUGCAGUCCCGGCUGCGGCGGCAGCAGAACCCGCCGCUCUUUGGCAAGAUGCUCAGCGCCCGCUUCGGCCCCGACGACCCGGGAGACGGCACCAGCGACCCGGACGAGGACGAGGACCUGCAGAUCCAGGUUCCCUAG
Messenger RNA from Tinamus guttatus (white-throated tinamou), 1473 nucleotides. It is a transcript of the gene CCDC102A, whose product is annotated as coiled-coil domain containing 102A. Lineage: Eukaryota; Metazoa; Chordata; Aves; Tinamiformes; Tinamidae. The record is from RefSeq and is a predicted model, not a curated record. Gene Ontology annotation, cellular component: myosin complex.